Molecule: messenger RNA, 2034 nt
Organism: Pleuronectes platessa (European plaice)
Lineage: Eukaryota; Metazoa; Chordata; Actinopteri; Pleuronectiformes; Pleuronectidae
Product: interferon-induced protein 44
Exons: 7
Coding region: 376-1161 (261 amino acids)
Source: RefSeq, a predicted model, not a curated record
UAUUUAAAGAUAUUAUAAUGACAAAUGAGGUGCCAGAUCCAACCUGGAAAUUACUAAUUAAGAGUUAUGAUUAUGAGUUUCAGAUGCUCUAUAGGGUUACGAUCAUUUUAAUUAGUUUGGUUUGAUUUGGAUUAACCUGGGUCCCUGCCAGUGAGUGAGUGGGUGUCUGAACAAAGAAAAUAUCUGGACUUUGUUCAGGGCACAUUGUUGACUUCAGACUGAAACUGAAAAAGGAAGUCAAAGUGUUGCCUAUAAAAUCAUCUUCUCCUCCUUGUUCCAGAGUCACUCUUUCCAGAGCCACAUAAGCAAAGCAAUGGGAUCAAGUCAGUCUAAAGCUCCUUCAGUGUCACCUCCUCCACCACUCUUAGAGCAGCCAUGGAGGGAGGUGUCAGAGAAGUACAAGGACAAUCUUACCAACCUGAAAACAAACAGGUCAAAUAUCUCAGGAUUCUGCUUCAUGGACCAGUUGGUGCUGGAAAGUCGAGCUUCAUCAACUCUGUCGACAGCGUUUUAAAAGGCAGAGCUGCUGGUCGAGCUUUGACUAAUGCAAACUAUGGGAGUAGCUUCACCAAACAGUACCAGACCUUUGAAUUUCACAAAAGUCCAGGGGCCAAAUACUCUUUUGUUUUCAAUGACAUCAUGGGCUUUGAGCAAGAUUCUGACGGUGGAGUCCCUGUGGAGGACGUCAAACUGGCCCUGAGAGGACACGUGAAAGGAGGUUACACGUUCAACCCUGACCAAGAACUGACGGAGGGUGAUGAUGGCUACAACUCCGAUUCCACUUUGGAAGACAAAGUUCACGUUCUGGUGUGUGUUGUUCAUGCAGACGCAGUGUCUAGGUUAAGUGAUGAGAUGGUGAAGAAGAUUAGAAAGGUCAGAGAGGCAGCCAGUGAACUGAGAAUUCCCCAACUGGCUAUUAUCACCAGAAUUGAUGAAGCCUGUCCUGAGGUUAAAAAGGACACAAGCAAUAUCUAUAAGAGCAAGUACCUGAAGGAAAAGGUUGAAAGAUUCCGCCUGCUGCUGGCCCUCCAAAUGAACUGCAUCUUCCUUGUGAAGAACUACAAUGAUGAAAUUGAGUCAAAUGACAAAGUGAACGCUACGAUACUGUGUGCACUGAAACAGAUUGUUUUGUAUGGAGAAGACUUCCUCAACGACCAGUAAACAUGAAUUCCCCUGAGGCAAAAACACAGUAGGCGAUUUGUAGGCUAAUGAGGAAAUUUUCAGCCAAUUUUUACUGUUUUUGUCAAGCAGGCAAGAUUCAACAUAAACCCCUUCAUGUAAAUAUUAACAAAUCCCCUGCUGCAGUGGUUCCCAAACUUUUUAUAGUCCCGUACCCCUUCAGACCUUCAAUCUCAAGCUACGUACCCCCCCGUUUUUUUUUCAUGUUUGUACCUGCCGCCGCCGAUUACAUUUCAUGUCUAUUUAUAGCUCAGUUUGAAAAUGUAAUGGGCUUUUUCACUUUGAAAACACAAAUCAAAUUUUCUCCCUGCGUACCCCCUGAACCACUUCACAUACUCCAGUUUGGGAACCGAUGCCAGACUGCAAUUAAACGAUUGAAGCAUAAAUCAUGGUUUGCAUUCAAAUUUUAAAUAAUGCACUCUGCACUCUGCAAUGCGAAAAUUUAGACAUAUAAAUAAAAAAGUUCUUGUGAAAGAAAUAAUCAUAUGAAUAAAUACAAAACAUGUUCAAUUACAGUAAAGUUACACAGUUACAGUUAUAGUGGGAACUUUGGGUUUCUCUAUAGUUUCUAAGGUCUUGAUAUUUUUUAUAAUCUAUAAUUGCUUAUUUAUGAUUUGAUUCUUUAGACAAAUAAAAUCAAAUUGAAGUUACAGUAUAUGUACUAGUACAUAUACAUAAACAUUACAGUAUAUAUGUUUUGAAGGGUAAAAUAAUCCUGGAGACUUUUAUAAUCCAGCAAUUUUUUGUCUUGAGAUAAUCCUAAAUUAAUUUAAGGUAAUUGUUAUUAAUUUCGAAAUCUUGUUUGUUAAACAUCUGUUACAAAAUUACUAAACUUCAACUGUUUCAUUCCGUAAU